AGACCAGCGAUUUGAGGGAAUUUUAAAAGUUAUUGUAAAUAAAAAAAACUUUAAGUAAUAAAUAUUUACCAUUGAAAUAGUGUUAAUAUACAUAACUAAAUUAGGUUUAUUGUACUUGAGGUGCUAAAAACGCGUACUGCGUACUAAAGUUUGUAGCCAUGGCAACAGAAAACAAAACUUUGACACAAUUAUCAGUAUUGUUAACUAAUCAAGAAGUUAAUAAAGCACUAUCAAAAUGGUUUAAGGAACCCACAGAGUUUACUCAUUGGGAGCAUGUCGGAGAAAUGGGAAAAGGUGAUUCAUAUCUAAGUGAUGUAUAUAGGAUCAAAAUACAUGGAAAGUCAGGUGGCAACUCAAGACAUCUGCAACUUAUUGUUAAGACAAUCCCAAAAAAUAUAUGCAGACGACUAACAUUCCGUUCUCAUGACUUCUUCAGAAAUGAAAUUAAUUUUUACCUGAAUGUAUUACCAGUUUUACUAAAAUUCCAGUCUAAUAAACAAAUGACUGAACCAUAUGAAAAUUACACAAAUGUAUUUCUAGCACUCACAGAUGGAACACAUGAUGUUAUCUGUCUAGAAGAUGUAUCUUUGCAGAAUUAUGGGAACCCAACACGACAAGAAGGCAUUGAUUAUGAGCAUUGCCAAUUAACAGUUCAAGUGCUUGCUAAAUUCCAUGCACUGUCUUUUGCCAUGCGUGAUCAAAAACCUGAAGAAUUUGCUAAACUGAGUAAUGUAUUACCUGAGAACUAUUAUGAUCCUACAUAUUGGGAUUGGUAUGAAAAAUUCUGGAAGCGUCUUUGCAUUACAGCUAUAGAUGCAGUUGAGAGGGAAUAUCCAAACACUGUUUAUGUUGACAAAAUUAAAGAAUUUGCUAUACCAGAGCGAUAUCUAGAUAUGAUUCAAGCCGUACAAGAUAAAACAAAUGGUGUCAUAUCACAAGGCGACUGCUGGACAGUUAAUUUCUUGUAUAAAUAUGAAAAUAAACAACCAAUUGAUGCGAAAAUGAUAGAUUUUCAACUAGCAAGGUGCGCCAGCCCAGUUUUGGACCUAUCAUUUGCUAUAUACGCCUGCACUGACCAAAAUUUAAGGGAAAAACACUAUGAUGCCUUAUUAAAAGAUUAUUAUGAUGUAUUAUCAAAGCAAAUAAGUGAAAUGGGAAGUGACCCAAAGAAAGUCUAUCCUUGGAGCACAUUUAUGGAAGAAGUAAAGAAGUAUUCAUAUUUUGGACUGGCAUUUAGUUUUGAGUCCACACCAUUUAUAAUUCUGGCACCUGAAGAUGCUUUCAAAAUGGAUGAUAUCACGGGUGAUGAGAAAAGGAACAUUGAAGAAUUUUGGCCCGUUACUCCAAUAAAGACAAAGGCAGGUAGACUGAGAGAAGCUAACAACAUUGUUCACUGCGUUGAUAAAGGUUUUAUAUAAUUGCUAUGUUCCUAAAGAUAGGUAUUAUUUAUGUACUACAUAUGAUGUACUACAAAUGAUGUAUUAAUAAAUAUUAGUAUGGGUCAAUGUAUAUUAUAGCUAUAGGGUUAGUAUAAUAAUGGUCCAGUUUUAUUUAUAAUUAUAUAAUAUUUCAAAUAUGACAACAUGAUGUUUAUCAGUAUGUAUGUUAUGUGUUUUUUAUAAAAUUAACCAUUAUAAAAAAAUAGUUGCUGCUGAUUAAUUAUUAAUUUUUAAUUACUUUGACACAUUAUGUUUAUAAAUUAUGCUCUAUUACAAACUAAACAUGACAAUUCUUUACCAUAGUAUAAAAAUACACUAAAAUGACAUUGACAAUUGUGAUUAUAGGACUAAGUUUAAUAGGAAAUAUUGGCCAUUUGUAAGGUAUUUUUUUUUUA
Molecule: messenger RNA, 1834 nt
Organism: Pieris rapae (cabbage white)
Lineage: Eukaryota; Metazoa; Arthropoda; Insecta; Lepidoptera; Pieridae
Exons: 4
Coding region: 159-1418 (419 amino acids)
Source: RefSeq, a predicted model, not a curated record